AUGCAUCAAAAUACACAGUUCAAAUGGACUGUGAAACAUCCAGCUUAUGUGAUGGCACUAAAGACUUACUCUGAGGCAACAUUUCAAUCACCAUCUUGGAAGAAAUUGCUCGGUGAUCUAGUUGGCACGUGUCAUCGUUUAUUUGCCAUCACGUCAGCCAUUGGGAUUCAACCACCAAAGAAAGUCAAGGCACUGCCAAAAAAGGUUGGGAGUGGAACUGAAGAUAGUAUUGAUUCAUCUGAAUUAGCAUCUUCUGAAGUUGAUACCUGUAAUAUUGACAUUUUACAACCAGAAUAUGUGAGAGAGAAACUGUUGGCCAUAGCAAACAAGAACCUGCAAAAGAAAAGAAAGAAAAAGGAAAAUUAUACAGUUGCACAAAGAAAUGAAGAAAUUAUUUUGUCACCUUUGAAAUACAGUGGCAUAAGUAAGUAUAGCAAUCAUCCAGUAGAAGGUAAAAUUCAGAAGACUCAAACAGCACCAAUGAAGUCUCCCACUCAUUCUCAAAAGGUGCAGUUUUUUGGUGAUUUUGAGAAAUACAGUGGUAGAGGAGAUGAACCAAGUUCUAGUGCAUUGGGUAGCCCUUCAAAAGCAGAUUCAAUGCACACACCGCAUCAGACAGAGAAGCCAUCAACACAUGUGAGGAAACAGGUGAAUUCAGAAGGUACAGGUAUUAAUACAAAUGAUCAGAGGACCUCCGUAUGUAAACUGCAGGACCAUAAUGUGCUAGUUGAAGAGACUGCAAAUGCAGUGGUUAACAGACUAAUGCCACUUCUUGGUCAGGAAGCUGAGGAAAGAUUGGAAAAGAAACCAGCUGCAGGGGGGCCACCUACAGUAGUUUUGCCCACAGAAUCUAUACCCAUUAAGGAUAUUAGUCGUCAGAUACAAUAUAUGCUGGAGAGGGUUUGCAAAAUUGAAGAAGAACAAAAACAAAAUAUAAAUGUUAUUGGAGAGGUUUCAAGAAGACUAGAACAGAGGGUAGUUUUUCCUGAGAACAUACUUCAGACAGCUAUUAAUCAAGCACAAAAUGUACUGAAUAAUCUCACUCGGAGGGAGGAACAAACUAAGAUAUUUGAUAGUCAUCUGAGAUUUCCGACCACAUCAAUAACAAUAGGUAGUCCUUAUGGAAACAUCAUGAAAAGUGACCAUGAAGCAAGACCAGAAAAAUUAUUGAAAACUACUAGUGAUGGUAGCAGUUAUGUGUCUCAAGAUAACAGUCUCAAGAAUAAUUUUAUUUUGAAUGAAGUACUUCAUGUCCCUGAAAGUGGCACUAUCACAGAUCAGAUAAAAUUACAAAAGGAAGAAUUUUGGGCUUCCCUAGUAGAACAGGGUUUUGUGAAGCCUCCAGAACUUGCUGUAGAUGGGGUAACAGCUGCUAACAAGGCAGUAGAGUUGAUGAUGGAACAGAAUGUUCCCAGAAAUGCUGUCAGUAAAGAGACAGCAGCCUUCAAAAUUACACACCACUCCACUAAUGUUAAAAGAGAUGCAGCUUUAGCCAAAGUAAAGAAAGAAGACAAAGCUACAUUAGUGACCUCAUUGAUGUCAUCAUAUUCAAAUUCAUUUGAAGCAGAGUCAUCUGAACAGACUCCGUGUUCUUCAAAACUUUCUGAUGAAGGUGUUAGUAAAAAGAGCUUUAUUAAUACAAAUGUUUCAACGUCUGUUACAGAACCUGAUAGUGAGAACACAGAAAACAGUAGGUCAGGUAGCUACCCCUCUUAUGAUAGUGAGAGUUUCUCUGCAAAGGAAAAUAGCAAGUAAAGUAAUUUUAAAAAUUAUUUGCUCUUAACUGUAAUUAUACCUUUGUAAAAAUAAAAAAUGGACAUUUCUACAAUUUUGGUCUGACUUU
Molecule: messenger RNA, 1843 nt
Organism: Macrobrachium nipponense
Lineage: Eukaryota; Metazoa; Arthropoda; Malacostraca; Decapoda; Palaemonidae
Exons: 8
Coding region: 1-1755 (584 amino acids)
Source: RefSeq, a predicted model, not a curated record